Messenger RNA from Drosophila persimilis, 1113 nucleotides. RefSeq names its product retinol dehydrogenase 13 (gene Rdh1). Lineage: Eukaryota; Metazoa; Arthropoda; Insecta; Diptera; Drosophilidae. The transcript has 5 exons. The record is from RefSeq and is a predicted model, not a curated record. The coding region runs from base 16 to 999 and encodes 327 amino acids.
CAAUAUUAAAACAAAAUGUGCUGUCUCAUAGAUUGUUUGUUGUGCCCAAGUGUACUGUGGGCGGCCCUAAUCGGCGGGGCUAUCUAUUUCCUAAAGGAUUACAUGCAAGGUGGGCAAUUCAGGAAGGACACCGAUGAGACGGGCAAGGUAUUCAUUGUGACUGGAGCCAACACCGGCAUCGGCAAGGAGACGGUGCGGGAGAUAGCCAAGCGGGGGGGAACGGUUUACAUGGCAUGUCGGGAUAUGAACAGAUGCGAACAGGCGCGUCUGGAAAUCGUUAAGGAGACCAACAAUAGGAACAUUUUCUCUAGAGUGUUAGAUUUGAGUUCGCUGGACUCCGUUCGGAAAUUCGUUGCUGGAUUCAAGAAGGAGCAGGAUAAGCUCCAUGUCCUCAUCAACAAUGCCGGAGUUAUGCGCUGUCCCAAAGCAUUGACGAAGGAUGGCUUUGAAAUGCAAUUGGGCGUGAAUCACAUGGGCCACUUUCUGCUCACAAAUUUGCUGCUGGACGUCCUGAAGAAAUCGGCCCCUAGUCGCAUUGUCGUCGUUUCUAGCUUGGCACACACGCGUGGGGCCAUCAACGUAGACGACUUGAAUAGCGAAAAGUCGUACAGUGAGGCCGAUGCCUAUAGCCAGAGCAAAUUGGCCAACGUCCUUUUUACCCGCGAGCUGGCCAGCCGUUUGAAGGGAACUGGAGUCACUGUUAAUUCCCUGCAUCCUGGUGUUGUGGAUACCGAGCUGGCGAGGAACUGGGCCUUCUUUCAGACCAAUUUUGUGAAGUACUUCCUGAAGCAUCUAAUAUGGCCGCUCCUGAAGACUCCCAAGAGUGGAGCACAGACUUCCAUUUAUGCAGCAUUGGACCGUGACUUGGAUGGCGUUUCUGGCCUGUACUUUAGUGACUGUAAGCCAAAGGAUGUGGCCCCUGCUGGCAAAGACGACAAAACUGCGAAAUUCCUGUGGAAAGAGAGCGAGAAAUGGACGGGUCUGGUGUCGUCUAAUUAGGAUUAGAACAAGCGGUUUAUUCAGACACGCGCAGUAUUUUCAAACUUUCCAACUGUAAUACUAGUUGCUCUCCUAACGAUUAUAUUAGUUCAAUAAAUACAGAUUUGCUCAGCA